Closterium sp. Yama58-4 is the source of this 690-nucleotide messenger RNA. The record is from the annotation of a GenBank genome assembly. NCBI's taxonomy places the organism in Eukaryota, Viridiplantae, Streptophyta, Zygnematophyceae, Desmidiales, Closteriaceae.
AUGGCAGCCCGCCGCAGCUCUGCCACGUCAGCAUCGCACGCCCGGAUCGUCGCAGGGACGCUCUUCCUGCUGGCCGCCGCCGCGGCGUCCAAUGGCGUGCUGGCACGUCACCACGUCCCCGUUACAAGCGUGUUUCCGUUGGAGGGCGAGGGCACGUCGCCUCCCCCCCCUCCGCCUCCCCCUCCCCCGCCCGUGCCUGCCACUUGCAUGAAGUCUAAGCUGACGGGCUAUUCGCGAGCCGUUGCUCUUUCCACUGACGGUCUCUUCCUCUUCCACUGGACCGUCACUAAAACGGGGAUGAACGGCGCACUGGAGGCCAAGAAAGGGAGCGGCGGCGAGAAGGGGUGGCUUUCCAUUGGCUGGACGCAGCGGGCCAAUAAGAUGAACCCAGGCGACGCGAUCGUGGGCAAUGUGAAUCUGCCACGUGGCAGGAAGGUGGCUGCCUAUGUGAUGAAUGGCAAGUCGAUGAGCAAGAUCAACGAGACCAAGACUAUCAAACUGACGGGUGCCAGCAUUCUCAAGACCUCUGCCCGCACUAUCUUCAAGUUCACACGCGUUGGCGGGGGUGGUCUGGUUCCUCCCAACUACAAGGGCUUGAACAACAUGACCUGGGGGUUUGCCAACACACAGUCCUACGUUAUUCACACUGGGCGUGGGUCCCUUCUGCUGGACCUGGCAUGCAAGGUUUAG